AACUUUUGAAAAGACAACCUAAAAAAUAUAAGAUUACUUCUUCUUUUUCUAUCGAUUUCAAGAGAAACAUGGCUAAGUCUUCCACAAUAUACUUCUUGCUAGCCCUUCUGUUCUUCGCCUCCUUGGGUGGAACAAAGAUGAACGUGGAAGCUAAAGACUGCUCAAAAGUAUGGGAUUGUAGUCGCGGCGGGGAUCAAUGUUUCAAUGAAUGCAAGAGUCGCUACGGUGGACAAGGAUUGUGUGACCUCGGCACUGCUCCUGGUGUUCCACGACAAUGCUUUUGUGCUUAUAAAUGUUAGAGAGGGAAAAAUGAUUUAGAUUAUAAGUCGUAGUAAUAAGUAAUGUAAUAACUAAUUACAUAUAUGUUGACCAUAUAUGUGAUAGAAAUAAGAAGGAGAAAAGUUGAAAUCUCAGGAAAUUCUCUAAUCUUUCUUUCUAAGGCAACAA
Messenger RNA from Linum tenue, 447 nucleotides. NCBI's taxonomy places the organism in Eukaryota, Viridiplantae, Streptophyta, Magnoliopsida, Malpighiales, Linaceae. The record is from the annotation of a GenBank genome assembly.